Molecule: messenger RNA, 4772 nt
Organism: Orcinus orca (killer whale)
Lineage: Eukaryota; Metazoa; Chordata; Mammalia; Artiodactyla; Delphinidae
Gene: SMIM13
Product: small integral membrane protein 13
Exons: 2
Coding region: 420-683 (87 amino acids)
Source: RefSeq, a predicted model, not a curated record
AGGGCCGGGUGGCCGCCGCACGUUCCAGUGCGCGCCCUCUGUCCCCUCCACGGGCGCGCGGCGUCCGCCAUGGAAGCACAUCCGGCUGCCACCGGGGUCUCCGGGCGCCGCGUCCCCGGUUCCCCGGAGCGAUGAGGAGGUAGGGGCGCCCCACGUUCCUCCUUCCGCCCGCGCUCGGUCUGCCGGACCGAGAAGGACCGUGGGUCUGCUGGCCGGCCGGCCGCGGUGCCGCCCCCGCGCCGCCCCUCCCCGCCUCGCCUCCUGGGGGCGCUGCCGGGCGUCCUCCGCUCAUGCCGCCCCGGCGCCCUGCCGCGCCCGGCGCCGGCCGCUGAAGCCCCGGCCGCGCCGCCCGCCCGUCCGCCGGCCCGCCCGCGCCCACCGCCCAGCCGCCCGGAGCCGGCCGCCCUCCUGACCCCAAGAUGUGGCACAGCGUCGGGCUGACCCUGCUAGUGUUCGUGGCCACGCUGCUGAUCGUGCUGCUGCUGAUGGUGUGCGGUUGGUAUUUUGUUUGGCAUCUUUUUUUAUCAAAAUUCAAGUUUCUUCGGGAACUGGUGGGAGACACAGGAUCUCAGGAGGGAGAUCAUGAACCUUCAGGGUCUGAAACAGAAGAAGAUGCUUCAUCAUCUCCACACAGGAUCAGAUCUGCUCGCCAAAGGAGGGUACCUGUUGAUGAAGGCCACUGACCUGAGCCGUGGUCUUCUGAUAGUGAAUGACAAAGGACACUGGGAGUCUCUCUCUGUAAUGACUUGGCUUUGCAAUCUGCUAAAAGAUUGAAGAACAUUCAUUCUUGGAUCUUAAGUCCAAUUCAAAAAAAGAUUUACAUGUAAGCCAUAUGAAAAUAAAGGGAAUUACAACCAAAUUGGACCAUUGCAGAUUUCAUCGUAAAGAUAAUUUUUGCUUAUAUACUUCUACAUAUAUACUUAUUCUUUGACUCUUGGGCUUAUCUUCUUGCACUGGUGUUAAUCUGGUAAAUAUUACAGGCUUGAAAAACCGUAUUUUAUUAAUAUUAGUUCUAUGUUGUACUUUUUUUCCCCCGCAUUAUACCUUGUCUGAAAUCGGGAUGCAUUUUAUGAUUACUGUCAACCAGGCAGUAGUCAUGGUGCAAUUAUCCUCGCCUGUGCCUGUGUGGACUUAAGGUUUGUCCUGUUGUUGGUAUCAAAUGUGUCAGGUUUAAUUGGCUUUUAAAAAUGUCUUCAAAAAGAUUACACUAUGAUUCGGCAUUGAAACGAAAAGUUAUCGUGUAUGCAGAAAAGCAUGGAAACAGAGCAGCAGGGCGUAUGUUCGAUAUUAGUGAAGCAAAUAUCCGUCGCUGGAGGAAUGACCGAAAUUCCAUACUUUCUUGUAAAGCAACAACAAAAUGCUUUACGGGACCUAAGAAAGGAAGAUACCCACAAGUAGACGAAGCUGUGCUACAUUUUGUCAGUGAGACACGUGCAAAAGGACUGCCUGUCACACGCCAGGCGAUGCAGCUGAAGGCAGGAGAAAUUGCCAAAACCCUUGGAAUAGAUGAAACAAAAUUCAAAGCAACAAGAGGCUGGUGUGAUCGAUUCAUGCAUCGAGCAGGACUGUCGUUAAGGCGUCAAACAUCAUUUUGUCCAGCGCUUCCUGCUGAUAUUAAACCGCAGGCAGUGCUGGAGUGCUGUAUUAAGAGAUGCUGCAUUGCCAGCACUCUUGAUGAUGCCAAGGGUGCUGUGGCCUGGGAGAAUGCAGACACCGAUGGCUGUGAUUUGAGUGAUUGAGAGGAGUUAGACUCAAGACUAUGAAGUUAUAGUCAUAACUUAGCCAACUUAUUUCAUCAUACACUUUCUUUACGUAUGCAGAAGAUUGACGCGAUAAAGAUCUGUUUUAACUCUAAAAGCUGUUUGAGUAAAUUUAAAAAGUAGCCGUUCUACAGGAUACACAAGCAUUGUGUCAUAGUUUAAUUGCCUAUGUGUUUUCUUAGUGAUACAUGUGGUGCGUCUUACAACUGAUGGCAUCUUAGGUUAGGAAAAAAAGUAGUCUGUAAAUUUAUUUUUCUCUUUAGGAUAGCAAUUAUUUAUUGGGGACCUUAAUUCUGACUCUUAGAAUGUUGUUAAAAUAGUUAUCCUCUGUGAGAUACAUUUUGGAGCACCCUAUUCAAGAUUUUAGACUAGUAACUUGGGAAUCUAGGCCCUAUCCUCUACUUUAGGAAGAGUAGGAUUAGUUACUCCUUUUGUAUGGGAGGACUUCAUGCUCAAGGCAUGUGUUGUGGAGAAAAUACUUCUUCACAAACAGCAAUUCAGUGACAAGACCUCAGAGGUACUGGGUAUUGAGGAAAAAAUAGAGAGUGGGUGAAAAUGCCUGCUUUACUGUAAAAUGAUUCUUGCCAGGUUCCCACGUUUGUCUUCACUGAACUUUGGACUGCCUGUUGCCUGGGGAAGGGAGAUGUGGAUUAAAGAACCUUCCUGUUCAGUGCUGCCUGCUUUAUACAAGCAUGAAAUGCGAAGCCAAGUUAUUUUAUUAAUCCAAGUUCUUUUUACGUUUUAAACCUUUGUUUCUCAAGAACUAGUCAUUACAGAAUAUCACCUCUAUUUUAUGAUGGUGUGUAAUUUUGUUUGAUACCUCAUACUUCAUGCUGAUAGUUUCGUUUGUUUAUUAACAGUUCAUCUGCUCUGCCCUAAGGUGGUGAACACCUCUGCUGUCAUUGUAGCCCUUUGGAUGUACUAAAAGGGAAUUUACAGAGUAUAACUUUACUUUUAAGUAUUUGCUAAGGAGAGGUCCCUAGCAGCUGAGAGUGGGGCACAGUCUUUGUCUUUAUUUCCUUAGUGGAUGCAGUUUUCUGUUUUUAUGUGACUAUAUUGAUUAACAAAACAGUGACACAAGUUUCAAGCAUUAAUUUGAAUGCUUCAUACUAGCUAAAUAUCACAUUAAAAUGCUCAUCAGUUAGAAAGAACGUUAAUGCUUCUUGGUGCUGGGAGGAUAUUUGAAUUAGAUCUUUUGCAGUCUGAUAUUUGGAGCUGUGGAUUCCACUUUGUAGUGGGUACCUUAGGUUUAGGUAAUGGUUGCUGACACACUUUAAGUAGCUGGUAAACUUCCUCUUGUGUCAGUAUUAAGAAUGAUGGCCGAUAUAACCCCUAAAAUCUGCAAGGGUCAUCCACAAAUUAAUCCCUGAAAGAUGUACAUGUUGGUAUUAUUUAUUAAUAUUUAUGCUUUUAUGGAUGUCUUUUAAAAAUAGAAUUGUGUGAAAUGUUCUGCUUAACUUGCUUGGGAAAUAUAGCCAAAGCAUAUUAAUAGCUCACACUCUACCGUGUUUUAACUCUUAGGAAAGUGAAAUCACUGCUGCCAAAAUGAGAAUUCUACAAACGAAUUCCUUUGUUUAAAACGUUUUUUUCCCCCCAGUACACUCACCAUAGUACAUAUUUCUAAGGCCACUGAGAGAGGCAGGAGAAAUAGUUGUUAACACAGAAUUAUUUGUGUGAUAUAGUGUUUUUGUUCUUUUUCCUGUUUUAGUGCUUUUGUAGCUGAACUUACAGAACUCAUCGUAAGUGCAUUUUCAGUUUCUUAGUAGGAGACGGAGUAGGCUGUGGUCAGUUUUAAAGUUUAGAGGGUCCUGAGCAUUAAAGACACAAGUAUUUGUCUUGUUUGAAUCCUCACAAACAGUGAUGGCGAACAAGGACGUCAUCGUUUGAGGAUUAAUUCUAAAAUGAGGAUUCUGGUGGGUGCUUUUCCUUCCCAACCAACCAUUUCCAAAUCUUUUUCUUCUUUUGCUUCUGAAACUUUUGUGAAGAUUGCCUGUAUCAAAUUUAUUGGUAGCAUUGCUCUGAUUUCAAGGCCAAAAAACGCUAAGUAUUUGUGUGACAUUGUUAAAUAAGGUUUUUAAUAUUUACAUGAAGCUAAAAAUAGAAUUCAUCCAGUGGAUUUUUGUAGUGAUGUUUUCAUGGUGGAAACAUAAAUACGUCAUUUUGUGGUGGAUAGCCAAUUUAUAGACAUGCUGACCCAUUUCUUCAGGUGUUAUCAGAUUUAAAAACAACUUCGAACUGUUAUUUUGCUGAAAGUUGGGAAUAUGUUAAGUAACGGAUUCACAAAAUAGGGCAUUUUAAACCAAACUGUGUUGAAAGGUUUGAAAGUAGUACAUUUUUACUUUUAAGAGCAACAGUUUUUGAAAUUAUUUUAAGUCAACAAUGCAGUAUUUUUUAAAGUCAGUUUUUCUUAAAAGGUAUGUUUUAAUGUGACAUGUAACCAAUGUAACUUUAGCUUUUGACUGGUAAACUUCAAGUGCUUUUAUAUUUCAGGUUGACUUUAAAAAGCCAAUGAGCAGUACUCAGAGGUUAUGGAUCCUUAAGCAAUUAGUGGAAUAGUAUUUUGUUAUGGAGUCUAGGAUUAUUGUCUGCCUUUAAAGUAUUCUAUAGUUUUUAACUUAAAGCAUAAAGAGUAACAUUUUAUCUUAUAUUAAUUUAAAAAGUUGCAUUUUGCAUUUGUUACUAUACAUGUGUCGCCUGUUUUAUGACCAGUGUUUACCCCUCUAAGUCAGUUCUAUGCAUAACCAUUCACCAAAUACUGCUGCUCUGGUUUCUUAGAGGAAACAUUCUGUGCUAUGCUAUGAUGUAUUGUCAUCUUGCUGCUUGACAAAUAGGUUUAUAAGGAAUUAGAACUGUGUGUGUUAAUAGUACCUUUGUAUAACGAGAUGUAAAAUUAGAGAUGAGUCUGUGUAAACGAUUAUUCACUGUUUUAGAACUGGGCAACACUAUAUCUAAAACUUCUGUGGUUUGUAUGAUGCUUCACUUUACACAGAAUAAAUUAAAAUGAAAACAAAA